GCCAUUUCCCUGGGGCGCCCUCCCAGUCUACUACUGAGACAUUUGCGGGCUCCCGGGCUAUAGUGUCUUGUCACGGCAACGCGCGUUCAAACCGCAGCCAUGUCUUCUAUAGCUGGUCUCAAUACCGUGCACGGGUUUCCGGCAUCAGCACCACCACCAACGACAGCAGACUCCGAGCCACGCCACCACCAGCGAUCCAAGUCAUCCGUCCUGCGCUCGCUCAUGGGCGGCGGUCACAAGCGGAACAAUUCAGACGGAUCGGGACUGCCACCAGCCCCUCUUCUCACGCCGCUAGCGACAACCCGAGCGUUUCACAUGUCCCAGCAGAGCCUUGCGCCUAGUCGAAGCAGCGGCGUGUUCCACGUCGGCUUCGACGCGGCAGCGGCAGCGGCCAUGGAACCUGAGCGAUACGCGUACGCCCUCAGCGAGCUGCAGCAGAACCGGCAGGAGCGGUCACCCGAGAGACCAAGGACGUGUGACCGUGGCGAUCAGGCGCCGCCGUCACCUACGAAGAGCGGGCUGGGAACCACGCUGAGGGCGUUUGGCGGGCGGGAUAGAGACUCGAGCAAACCGCCCAGGACGAGGGACAAUGGCAGCACCUCGCCAGUCAAGCCCAAGAAGGCCAAGUCAGCGACCAGCCUGGUGUCGCUCCUGCGGCCGAAGUCCAUCAAGAACUUGAAACAGUUGCUGACGGACGAGGGCGAUACUGCCCGCGAUGCUGCGAGAGAAAAAGACAAGGAAAACAGAUCGCCGCCGAAUUCGGUGGGCAGCGGAGACCACGCCAAUAUGCCUCCGCCACCGCCUCCCCCCAUCUACGCGCAGUUCGCGUCCCAGCACUUUGCACCGCCUUCCCCGAGAACAGAGUCCCUGGUUGAGACUCCCAUCCGAAGCGGGAAUCCCUGGAUGGAACGGACUGACGCCUCGGCGUCAUCUCGAACGCACAAGCCACGUCCGAAGUCGUUCCAGGCCUACGUGACCCGCCGAGAUGAUGACACGCCGCGGUCUUCUGGCUCCGGCGGCAGCAAUAGCCGUGCCAAGAGGAUGACGUGGGGGAAGAACAACACACCAUCGAUUGAAGCAUCAUCGCAGGGAUCUAGGAGCAAGUCGUCGGCGCCUGCUGCCAGGGUUGCACCAGAGAUGCCCUGCAUUGACCCCAAGGACAUCGACAAACAUCUCGAGGCCAUGCUAGACCGGCGCAACAUCCCGGAGAACCAGCGUUACAAGAUGCGGAACCUGAGCGACACCAUCAAGAUGGAGCUUAUCCGGCAGGAUUGGGCAGAGAUGCAGGCCAAGCUGGAGCGACCACCCUCGCACGACGGCAACGUCACGGCGGGAGCCAGCGGCCCUGCUCCAGGAGGGGCUGCCUCGGAUCAGCAGGGGGACAAUGACGGCACCGGGAGUCCUACCAAGAAGGACAAAAAGAAGCACGGCCGGGGUCUGAGCCUGACUCUCGUUCGCAGCGGCAACAAAUCAAACCCGCCCUCCCCCUCCAAGAAAAAGGGUGACAGCAGCCUAGGCCGGCACUUCAGGACGAAAUCAAGUGAGAGCCUGGUGAGCGAGCCGCCGUCGCCAGGGCUCCUGCCCUCCGGCUACGGUAACAGUCUCUUGGCGAAGGUGAAAGGCCAGCAGCUGCCGGGUGACUUCGUGGCAUACCUGCAGAAGGUGCAGCAGCCGGAGGUGGUCGAGGUGGGCAAGCUGCACAAGCUACGGCUGCUGCUCCGCAACGAGACGGUUGCGUGGACAGAAGAGUUUAUCCGGCAGGGCGGCAUGAAGGAGAUCGUGGAGCUGUUACACCGUAUCAUGGCAGUUGAGUGGAGGGAGGAGCACGAAGACGCGCUACUGCACGAGAACCUGCUGUGUCUCAAAGCCCUCUGCACCACCGACAUGGCUCUGCAGUACCUCCACUCGAUCCACACCACUCUGUUUCCGGCACUGCUGCACAUGAUCUUCGACCCCGAGAAGAAGGGUCCCAGCGAGUUCACGACACGCAACAUCAUCACGUCCAUCCUACUCACCUACAUCGAGGCUGCCACGUCGCAGGAGCGGGUUUCGCGCGCCCAGGCCGUGCUGGGCUACCUGCGCGACCCGGAGCCGAAGGAGGAGGAUCGGCCGGUCGACUUUGUCCUCGAGAUGCGCCGCGAGCGCCCCUACCGCGUGUGGUGCAAGGAGGUGGUCAACGUCACCAAGGAGGUGUUCUGGAUCUUCCUGCACAACCUCAACAUCGUUGCUCUGCCUGCCGCCGACAUCAAGUCUUCUUCUCCCGAGCUGCCUGGGUUAAGCAGCGCGGGGAGGUUAACAACCAGAACCCCGUCCAACCCCAACCAAAACAACAACAACAAUACCGACCUCUCACUAAGGGACAAUGGCGAUACAGAAAACCAAUACGCCUACAUGUCCCGGCACUUUCCGCAGGAACGGCCCCCCGUCCCCGCGGCGCCCUACGUCGGCGGCGUCGAGUGGGACGCCACCAACUACCUGGCCAGCCACCUGGACCUGAUGAACGCCAUCCUGGCCUGCACGGGGCCCACAGCGGCCGAGCGCAACGCGCUCCGCGCCGACCUGCGCAUCUCCGGGUGGGAGCGCUGCCUCGGCGGCAGCCUGCGCCUGUGCAAGGAAAAGUUCUACGGUGCCGUCCACGACGGCCUGCGCACCUGGGUCGCGGCCGCGCACGAGGACGGCUGGGAUGUGCGGGACGUGCGCUACGGCCCGCCGCCGGAGAGCUGCGCUGCCAAAAGCAGGAGUGCGUCGCCUGCCAAGAAGGCCGGCGGUGCGGGAGACAAGAAUAAGGAUGCCGGCCCGCCCAGGAUUGAGAUGCCCAAGCUUGACUUUGGCUUGCCGCCUGUCGUCGGGGCGGGUGGCGAUGGGGAUUUCAGGCUCUCCGGGGUGAAGAGGGCUAAUGAGCCGUGGUUGUCAUGAAAGAGGGAGGGACUGGCCGAGAUGACAAUGAGAUGCUGGAACGUGUUGGAAAGACGGAACAACCUGUACAGCCUCGCCAUCCCUCAUUCACUCACCGUAUUCCUUUGGUGAUGAGCGGGA
Molecule: messenger RNA, 3036 nt
Organism: Chaetomium strumarium
Lineage: Eukaryota; Fungi; Ascomycota; Sordariomycetes; Sordariales; Chaetomiaceae
Product: armadillo-type protein
Exons: 2
Coding region: 100-2916 (938 amino acids)
Biological process (GO): actin cytoskeleton organization
Molecular function (GO): actin binding; small GTPase binding
Source: RefSeq, a predicted model, not a curated record